AUGGUGGCAGUGGCUCGCAUCAUGAAUGCCACACUUGUGGUGCCGGAGCUGGACCACACCUCCUUCUGGUCCGACCCCAGCGAGUUUGAGGAUAUAUUCGACCUCGACCACUUCGUGGCGACGCUCAAGGACGACAUCCGCGUGGUCAGGGAGCUGCCCCGCAGAGUGGCCCACCGCCGCGUGCUCGAAAAGUUCCCCAUCUCCUGGUCGCCGUUCUCCUACUACCGAGAGGACCUUCUCCUGCGCCUCAAGAAGCACCGGGUGAUGCGGUUCCCCCUGACGGACUCGCGGCUGGCCAACAACGGCAUGCCCGAGUCCAUCCAGCGGCUGCGUUGCCGGGCCAACUACCGCGCCCUGCGCUACACCAACACCAUCUCCCGCGUUGCUGAGAACCUGGUGGCCCGUAUGCGCAAGCUCGGGCCCUACAUCGCCCUGCACCUGAGAUAUGAGAAGGACAUGCUGGCAUUCACAGGGUGCGACCACGGGCUGAGCCGGUGGGAGAGUGGGGAGCUGAGGGCGAUGCGGCUGAACAACUCGCGGUGGAAGGAGAAGGACAUCGACGGGGAGGCGCGGCGCAAGGAGGGCGCGUGCCCCCUCACGCCCAAGGAGACCGCUCUGUUCCUGCAUGCCAUGGGGUUUCCUAAGAAGACGUUGAUUUACAUUGCUGCUGGGGACAUCUACGGCUCUAAAGGCCUCACGGAGCUAAAGAGGUACUACCCCAACACGUUCACACACUCAACUCUAGCCACCCCAGAGGAGCUGGCGGCGCUGGGGGGGUAUCAGAACAGGCUGGCAGCAGUGGACUACACAGUGGCUGUUGAGAGUGACGUGUUUGCGUACACAUAUGAGGGCAACAUGGCCCGCGCCGUGCAGGGGCACCGGCGGUUUGAAGGGCACAGGAAGACAAUCAUCCCCGACAGGGAGGCGGUGGUUCGGCUGCUAGACCAGUUCAAGGCGGGCGAGAUGAGCUGGAACGUGGUGCGCAAGGAAAUACGGAAGCAGCACAAGGGGCGCCUGGGCGGCCCGCACCAGCGGGAGGCUGGGGAGAACCCGAAGCUGGAGGAGAACUUCUAUGCGAACCCCAUGCCGGGGUGUAUGUGCGAGGUGGAGAGGCAACCAGGCAAGGCGGUCAAGGCGUGCCGGAUGGAGGGCGGGCAGAGGAAGUGCAGGGAUGUGCCCCAGGAGGAGGAGGCGUACAUUUAG
This is a messenger RNA of Closterium sp. Naga37s-1, 1203 nucleotides long. The record is from the annotation of a GenBank genome assembly. Lineage: Eukaryota; Viridiplantae; Streptophyta; Zygnematophyceae; Desmidiales; Closteriaceae.